AAAUCAGCCUCCGCUGUCUUGUUCUAAUUGAAGGACGUAUUCCGUCAUCCCAAAGCGUUACAAUUAUCGAUAUUUCCAACAAUCAACGUGUCGACUACCUAAAGCAUCAAAUCAAACGAAAAUGGCCGAGUCUCCAAGAGUAUGAUCCCUCUCAAAUCACAUUACACAGGAUGACGGAGGGAAUCACUUUGAAGAAAGUGGUCAGUUUCUAUAAUGAUAACACUCAUAAAGGAACAGAAAUGUUUCCAAUAGAUUCAAUCGCUGUUUAUUUUCCCGAUACACCGUCAGAUAUUUGCGAAAAUUGCAUUGAUGUCGCAGUGUACGUAAGAGGAGAACCAAAGAGGGUUGAACUAUAG
This is a messenger RNA of Dentiscutata heterogama, 356 nucleotides long. The record is from the annotation of a GenBank genome assembly. Lineage: Eukaryota; Fungi; Glomeromycota; Glomeromycetes; Diversisporales; Gigasporaceae.